ACUGUCUGGUAUCAGAGGACUUGCUAGGUUCUUUGGCCUUCUUUUUAUUUCCCUACAGAAAUUCUGCCCCUUAUCGGCACUCGAUAUUGUCCCCAUUGCCCCAUGGAUCCUAUCUUCUCCCAACACACUCACCGGGAGAAGUCCCGAAGCUCCCGGCGCGCAUUGGGCACUCAAAGUUGCCCGUAGCUGCCACUACGGAUGAUGCGAGAUGUCAAACUCAAUUCAUCGGGCCACCAGACGCUACGCAAUUACCGGCAUGUCUUAUACUUACUACCCGUAUCCAUUUUGUUGGUCUUUAAUCUCACCUGGGCACAUGAUCAAUAUUUCAGCCUUCAGAUUAUUGAGCACAUUUUAUUUCUGUCCUUGUUUUGGAGUUUGGUUAGGCUACCCUAUACUAAGGAUCAGGAACAACUAGCCCAAUGCUUUACCCCAGUUUUGAUCCAUGGUUCAAACUGAACUUACCCUGGAAGUUAGUACCUCACAGCACAACCCAUCCUGCACGUACUUUAUGGCUGUUCGAAUGCCGCCCCCAUCCCUCCUUCCAUUGUGAACACCGUUUGCAUGGAUUAUACGAAGUUCUACUAUAAAGCGGCGAUAGAUUAGGAAUAUUGUCCAUUCAUGCACAUCAUCCCAGUUUGCAAUAGUAAGAUCACAAGUCGCCACGCUGUCGCGCAAAGAAACGAUGCU
Aspergillus welwitschiae is the source of this 687-nucleotide messenger RNA. RefSeq lists its product as uncharacterized. The transcript has a single exon. Lineage: Eukaryota; Fungi; Ascomycota; Eurotiomycetes; Eurotiales; Aspergillaceae. The record is from RefSeq and is a predicted model, not a curated record. Bases 199 to 456 code for a protein of 85 amino acids.